AUGCCAAACCUCUUACCUGCCGAUGAUAAUGAUAAAGGUCCCGGUCCAAAAGGGGCUCCCGCCGCCGGCGAUAAUACCUUGGGGGAAGGGAUCAUAGAAUCGAAGAAACUUCGCCGGCGACAACAAGACAAGACGGACACGAUCCAAGAGGUGGGCGAGGGCUCGAACAAAGCAUCGGCAAAUCCCGUCCGGCGCGACAACGACAUCCUUCCGCUCGAUGCUUUCCUUCCCCCGCCUGUCAAUGGCCUCCCGUUUAGCGGCUCGCUUUACGUGAGCCCUAAGCCCUGGGGGCCGACAGUAGAGGACGGCAAGGACAUAUUCGAGGAAGCCGUCAUAAAUGUGUACAGCCAGGUUGGCUAUAUAGUCAGGUUUGUGGACGACUGGAGGCUUCAUAGAGUUAUUGGAGAUAUCUAUUGCUCUACCAAUACUUUGCGCGAGGUGUCGGGGCCAUCUUGGUGGCAGCCGCAAGCUGUGAAUACGGCACAGGAGCUCAAGCCUGGGACGCAGUCCUCUUCCUAG
This is a messenger RNA of Hirsutella rhossiliensis, 519 nucleotides long. RefSeq names its product protein-arginine deiminase (PAD) domain-containing protein. The coding region runs from base 1 to 519 and encodes 172 amino acids. The transcript has a single exon. Lineage: Eukaryota; Fungi; Ascomycota; Sordariomycetes; Hypocreales; Ophiocordycipitaceae. Gene Ontology annotation, cellular component: cytoplasm. Gene Ontology annotation, molecular function: calcium ion binding; protein-arginine deiminase activity. The record is from RefSeq and is a predicted model, not a curated record.